This is a messenger RNA of Abrus precatorius (Indian licorice), 952 nucleotides long. RefSeq lists its product as uncharacterized. Gene Ontology annotation, cellular component: chloroplast. Lineage: Eukaryota; Viridiplantae; Streptophyta; Magnoliopsida; Fabales; Fabaceae. The record is from RefSeq and is a predicted model, not a curated record. The coding region runs from base 105 to 536 and encodes 143 amino acids. The transcript is spliced from 2 exons.
GCGGAAUGAGUAAUGAGUGGUGAAGUGGGUGCCUCGUUAGCAGCCUCACAAAUAAAAACAGUGGUGCUCGUUAUCCAUGCUAAAGAGUUUAAGAGCGAGAGAGAAUGACAAUAUCUCUUUUCUCAGUUCCUACGCCUCAUCAGGCACAAUUGUACAAGAACAAUUACUCAUACCCUUCUUUUCCAAAGUUAACUAUUCCUCUGUGCUCUCCUUCCACUCCAACUUCUGUUAUAGAAGAAGAGGGUACUUCUCCUUCACCAGAUGACCCAUCUGAAUAUUUGCCAAACAGCGGUUGUAAGGGGUGUGGAAGAGAAGAAAUGGAGAAAGGAUGCAAUGGGGAAGGAAGGAUUCAGGGUGGUAUUGCAAAUGUACCCGGCUUUGGCUGGUGGCCCAUUAAGGCUUACAGGCCAUGCCCUUCAUUCGUGGCAUCUGGUGGUAGGUAUAGGCGACAAGGACAAAGCAUGGACGAGGUUAUCUCACCCACUAGCUCCAAGCCUAGAAACAAAAAGGAAGAUCCGAAGAAAUUUAAGAGGUAAAAAUGUUCAGGAGGAGUACACCAGACAUUGCUUUGUUGAGGUGAAAUAAAACCUGUAGCUUCAAGGAGAAGGGGAAGAAAAUGUCAGUGAUAUUCUGGUUUGCUACAGAUGUUAAACUCAAUAUUCUGCAAGGACUAUGGAAAUGUGUAACAUAUCUUAUCAAUGCAUUGGUAAAUAGGGGAUGUCAUUUAAUCAUGCAUGUUGGAUGUCUUUGAAUCUCAACAGCUUUUUUCUUUUCAUUCAUAACCAGUUCAACUGAUAUAGAAUUGGGCUAAAGUAGGGAUAUUUCUCUCCUUUGUUUAAAAUAAGUUUAAGGUUCUGUAAUUUAAGUUAGGGAAGUACACCCUUGUUUUAACUUUGAAGGACUAAAAAUGAUUUUAACACAUACAGAAUGAAUAAUGUCAAAUUUUGAGAUU